Molecule: messenger RNA, 663 nt
Organism: Pyricularia pennisetigena
Lineage: Eukaryota; Fungi; Ascomycota; Sordariomycetes; Magnaporthales; Pyriculariaceae
Exons: 3
Coding region: 65-604 (179 amino acids)
Source: RefSeq, a predicted model, not a curated record
UUUCGUUACGCCGGACGGCGCCCAAAAUCUCCUAUUUCCUAUCCCGCCGGCGGAUUAUCCUAAAAUGGUAUACACAAUCCCGAACCCCUGGCAGGCGCAAAACCGCGUCCCGUCGACUAAUUCCACGAAACAAGGAAAAUCGUUAAUAAAAAUUUUUUUUAUUAUUAAUAUUCCAGCCCAGCAAUGCAACAAAAAUAACGAUUUUCCAGUGGAAAACGCAGCUAAAUAUUCACCCAUCGAUAAUAAAAACCCCGUCCAAAUUAAAUUUACCAAAAAUGGUUGGGGUCCAAUAUUUGGGCAGGUAAAUUUUAUACACGAUUUUAAAUACGACCGAAUUUUCAAUGUCCCAAACAUCCCCCCCAUAAUCCCGCAGCCAGGAAAUCAACUCGAGGCUAAUAUAUUGGAUUUUCGCACAAUGGGUUUUUCUCACUGGGAAAAUAACGUUGCGCGUUUAAAUAACGACCAAUAUUUGGCUUUCCACAUAUUACCACGAAAUAUAAUCGUACGCACAUUGUUCGAUCCCAAAAUUAAUUUCAAAGUUGAAAAUGGUAUUAUUAUAACCAUCGUGUUCGGACUAUUAAAUGCGUCCGAAGGCAAAAGUUAGGCCCGGUUGGAUGUAAAAAAUACAGCUAAAUUCAAAAAACUUCAAAGGAUCGAAAAGAC